AUGGUCAAAGCAUUGAAGUACCGGAACAUCUUGACCAAGACUUUGAGGAACCAAUCGCACCAUUGUCACGAGUGCAAGGGUACGAUAAAGGAGUCCUGCUUGAACGUUCAUGUCAGCUAUUGCACAGCCGAUGGUUGUGGCGAAAUCUAUAAUGGUAAACCGGGCUGCUUCGUCCACAAGUAUGUGGAUGGCUACAACGCGGAUUUCUUCGAGAAGUUCACUGGGAAGAAGCCAAAUACCGCGAAAAUCACUACGGGCUUUGGCAUGCGCCAAGAACCCGAACCGGAGCAAGCUCCUGUAGAAGACGAGAAUUGGAAUCAGGCGUCCAAGCCUAAGCGGAAGGUGUAUCGACGUAAGCCCCGUAAAGAUGGAAACGAAGAUGGGGAAGACCAGAAGGGCGAAGAAGCUGGAAAGAACGGCCAAAAUGGUCUCAAGCAAGCAGGCGGCAAGAAGGGCGGCAACUAG
Mytilinidion resinicola is the source of this 465-nucleotide messenger RNA. RefSeq lists its product as uncharacterized. NCBI's taxonomy places the organism in Eukaryota, Fungi, Ascomycota, Dothideomycetes, Mytilinidiales, Mytilinidiaceae. The coding region runs from base 1 to 465 and encodes 154 amino acids. The record is from RefSeq and is a predicted model, not a curated record. The transcript has a single exon.